Molecule: messenger RNA, 1912 nt
Organism: Aphanomyces invadans
Lineage: Eukaryota; Oomycota; Saprolegniomycetes; Saprolegniales; Verrucalvaceae
Exons: 2
Coding region: 24-1811 (595 amino acids)
Biological process (GO): transmembrane transport
Cellular component (GO): membrane
Molecular function (GO): transmembrane transporter activity
Source: RefSeq, a predicted model, not a curated record
GCAACGCCAGAGAAUUCGUCACGAUGGCGGCGGCAGCGGAUCCUUCUGCGUCGCUGGAAUGGAAGCGCAUCAUCCACUCGAUGCGGAACCCGGGAAGAAGCGAGUACUCAUUUGUGCCACACAAAUACAUCCAUUCCAAACCUGUCCUGUCCCCGAGGCCGAACGGUGUCGACUACCAAGUUGAAGGCGCUGACGAAACGACCCCCAUCAAUGCGAAGCAAUACGCCGUAGAGCUCCCAGACGUUUUGCUCGUCCACUACAGCACCUUUAUGUAUUGGCUCGUCCUCAUCGUGUCGCUAAGCUUCGUGUGUGUCGAAUGGGUGCUCCUGUAUCCCCUGUCUCCCUCUCGCCUGUACAACAUCCAAGUCGACAUGUUUGACGGCCGCCUAAACCAUGCCGAAUUCUUCUUCCAGCAAAUCCUUCCCCUUGGUAUGCUACUUGGUGCGUUGAUCACGUUCAAGCUGGCAGAUCGGUUGGGUCGGGCCACUAUGCUCGAGCUUGCUUCCAUUCCUUACGUGCUAGGAUGGUUGUUUGUCGGUGUCGCGUUUGGCCAGGUUACUUUGCUCAUCGGACGUUAUUGCCUCGGUGUCGCCAUCGCCGUUUAUUCCAUUGUGGUGCCGAUUAUGCUUGCUGAAAUCAGCGAAGAUGACUCUCGCGGAAGGGUCUUUGCCGCCUCUCAACUUGUCCGCAUGGUCGUGGGCCGCAUGCUGUACCUUGGCAUUGGUCAAGUAUUUGUCUACUUGAGCACGUGCUACGUCAGUUUCGACUUAAGCGAGUGGAAGGUCAUUGCCACGCUGGGAGUCGCUCCUGGGCUGGUGCUCUUGGUCUGCAUGCAAUUCGUUCCCGACACCCCGACGUGGCUGCUCCUUCGGCACAACGACCGUGCUACGAGCUUUGCCGUGUGCUUAAAGAUCCAGAGCCCGGGCUUGUCCAUGCGCCAUACGCGCGCUGAAGUCCGGGUCAACUCAAUUCUCCACGCAGACUUUCUAUCGUGUCAGGCUGCUCAAGACGACCUCGGUGUGGCCCACCAAAACUUGGGCUUCUCUAGACCCCUUGUCUUGACGUGCAGUCUCUACGCUCUCCAAGCCAUCGCGACUACGAUCCUCGAACCGUCUUUGUAUCCCACUACCGCCAACGCGUACGCAUUUGGGCUCUUUGGUAUCGGCCUGAAUCUAAACGAGUGGAAUCAAGUCGUCGUGAGCUACUUCCUCGCGGGGGCUGCUGCUUUGGGUCUCCUUGCUGCGUCCUUUGUCAUUGAUUCCCAAGGACGAGUGCAGUGUCUAAAGCUUGGCUCUGGCGUCGUCAUCGUCACGUCGGCGCUGCUUCUCCUGCUCAAAAAUAUCAUGAGCCAGGACAAGGCAACUAGUGAUUCGGUGCUGGCGCUGAAUGAAGUCGGCUCGGCCUUGGUGCUCCUUAUGACGGCAGGACAUUACGUUGGCUUGGGGCUCUGUCCCAUUUUGAUUGCAAGCGAAAUCUUCCCAGCGAGGCGCCGCGUUGCAGGCGUGAGUGUGGUCAUCCUUUCUGGCAGCGCGACAUCCCUCGCCGUCGGUUAUGCGAUCAACUAUCUGCGAAGUUCGCCUUUGGUGACGUCUCAAGUCUUGUUUCAAGGCACUAUCGCCGUCGUGGGGGCUGUGAACGCUAUCGCCCUGGUCGUUGCAGUGUUCUUUGUCCCUGAAACGAAGUUGCGGUCGCUACAAGAGAUUGAAGCUAUCUUGAGUGGGUACACCCCCAUCACACCGCCAAACAUUCGAUCCAACUCGGUCAUCCGCGUGAUGCACAAACCUGCCGAUUAUGGCACAGCGUUCGAGUAGACGUCUGCAUGGACAACUAGUAUGAAUCGAACGCACUAGAUGUGAAUGCUCCUCCUUCCAUACCUAUCGAUGAGGCCGCCCCUCUUCCCCACGUGAUUCCG